GAUUCGAAUCCUGAGGAGAAACAAUGGAAACGCCUGAAAAGAGAGAUACGCGUAUGGUCGCGUCUGAGCCAUGCCAACUUGGUUCCACUUCUGGGCUACGUGAAUGGUAUCCAUGGCCCUGGUUUUGUCUCUCCCUGGUAUUCAGAGAGGGACGCAAUCAGCUUCCUCAAAUACCAUCCCAGUGCUAACAGAAACAUGAUUUGCUCUGACGUAGCUUCAGGAUUGGAAUGUCUCCAUUCACAACUUCCCCCAAUUGUACAUGGUGAUAUCAAGGGGGUGAGUGUUUUCCUUGCUUACAGGCUGGCUGGGAUUCUGAGAUUGAGGUUAUUCAGCAAAAUAUUCUGAUCGCCUCGGACGGACGUGCCUGUAUCUGUGAUUUUGGCCUCUCGAGGAUCUUGGACAAUAAUCCCACAGGGUUCACAUUCACGACUGUUGGAAUGAGCCUUCGCUUCUCAGCUCCUG
Messenger RNA from Cantharellus anzutake, 462 nucleotides. RefSeq lists its product as uncharacterized. Lineage: Eukaryota; Fungi; Basidiomycota; Agaricomycetes; Cantharellales; Hydnaceae. Gene Ontology annotation, molecular function: protein kinase activity; ATP binding. The record is from RefSeq and is a predicted model, not a curated record. The annotation marks the transcript as partial. The transcript has 3 exons. Gene Ontology annotation, biological process: protein phosphorylation.